GCUGCCUUCUACAACGGAGCCAGCGCCGUUUACAGAGGUGUUUCACGGGUAGUUUGGAGCGUGGAUGAUCGUGAUGGGAGUGAAAUCCGAGGCGAGAUUUCCCCCGGUGCCGAGUCGUGACAAUCCUCUCUGGCAUUAUUUAUUCAGCGGCGGUGAGCGGCUUCAUCAGUCUCUAUAGUUCUGCUGCACUCGACUGUCCCCGCUGCUGUGCUGUGUUUCCCGUUUGAUGACUCACUCUCCUCUUGACUCACGUAUUUAUUUUGAAAUCCACACCACGUCAGGAAGACUAUGGUGGUUGGACUGGCAUAUUCGUAUUUUCAUCUCAAUGUGCAGUGUAUUUGUGGGCAUUACCAAAACGACAUGCGUUUGUUGAAUGUUAAAUGUUGUUGAACGACUUUUUUUUUUGAAUGCUCUGUCCUCACGGGUGGUCACGCGCGCCAUGGUGACCAGGCAGUUUGGCACCCGCAACCGUCUCGGAACCUCCAGACCGGAAGGUCCGUCCGUGCUGACGUGUUGUGUUGACUGACGCAUAGAAAUCGAACUAUCGUGUAGAGCGUGAAGAGGAGAGUGAGGAUGACCGGCAGGUGCGCGGGAACUGAGGCUGUCUGCGACAAACACGAGCAUAGCAACACCAACGAAACUUGACUUGCUAAAGUUAUUAGUCCAGCGUUAGCACAGCAAAACGCCAGCUGUUAGCAUAGCUUACCUAUACAUGAAAUACAAGUGUGUGUGACAGUGUGUGCGUGUGUGUGUGAGAGAGGGAGAGAGACAAUGUGUGUGUGUGUGUGUGUGUGUGUGUGAGACAGUGUGCGCGUGCCUGUGUGUGUGUGACAAUGUGUGUGUGUGUGACUGUGUGUGUUAAAGUUUCAAGUUACCAUUGGUCAAAGCUAUUAAAAACAAGUGAAACAGCUUCUCACCUUGACGUCGUUAAAGAUGCAUUCCGAAUCUCACGUUGAAUACUCAGCAGGAAGUCCACCGCAAACCUACUUUUUUUUUUUUUUUAUCUUAAAUGUGAACAGCUGCAUUUAAUUGUUAUUGUAGUCUGUGGAGCGCACGAGCCCCUUUGAACAGCUCACGUGUGAUGACUGACACCUGCUGGCCACUUGACGCACAGCAGUCCACUCAUAAACACGACCGUUUUGCAUCGUGCAAAAUAACUUCACUGGCUACAUUUUAAUCCAUUCAAAAAAAAAAAAGAAAAAUCGAGUGCAAGAAUUGAAAAAAGAAUGAGUGAGAAUAAUGUGCUCAAUUUAAAACACAUGUUAUUUAAUUAACAGAUGCAAAGACAUUUAAAUUUAGACAUUUAAACAAAGCAUUGUAGUGUUCUUUAUUGUUAUGAAAUAUAAAAAGCCUGACUGCCACUGCAAAUGAAAAGCACGUCUCAAACAAUAAAAUAGAGAGUGAAAAAUAUGACAAAGCAACCUGUCAAAGAAAUCAUGUGAGCGCUGAGGUGGAACUGGGGCAGGUGUUGGGAUGAAGGAUGAGAUGAAGAGCAGACGGGUGACAGCAGAUACAUCAAACUUGACGCCGCUGUUUUGAGAUGCAGAUUCAUGUCGAGUGGAUGCGGCUGCUCCGCUCCACUCCACCUCCAGAUCUUCAUAUUGGACAUCACGGAGCAUCCGCUCUCACCAGCGAGAUGGACGCCCACACAAGUGCCCCUCUCUUGUCACACCAGGGGGCAACCUUUGCGCUGGUGACUGCAGGAGGGACCCUCCAGACUGUCACACUGAGAUAAACAAAUGAUGGAUGACAUCAAGUUUUUGUGUUCACAGGCGUCCAGGACAAUGGAGGACCAGUCCUUCGGAUCCUCCAGAGAUCAUCUGGACCGCUUCAUCCAGAGCCAGGACUCGUCGGUGGUCAACAAGUUCCAGCAGCGUUACUGGAAGACCAAGCAGAAGCUGCUCAAGGUCACUGGCACGAAGCAGGACGAGCACGUGGUGGCGUCCGACGCUGACCUCGACGCCAAACUGGAGGUCUUCCACUCCGUCCAGAGGAGCUGCAUGGAGCUGCUGAAGGUCAUCGAGCAGUACCAGCGCCGGAUUUGCUUCCUCUCUCAGGAGGAGAACGAGCUGGGACGCUUCCUCCGCACUCAGGGCUCGCUGGACAAGACCAGGGCCGGGAAGAUCAUGCAGGCCACCGGCAAAGCUCUCUGCUUCUCCUCUCAACAGAGGUUGGCUCUGCGGGCGCCGCUGUGCCGCUUGUACCAGGAGGUGGAGACCUUCCGCUACCGCGCCAUCUCGGACACGUGGCUGACGGUGAACCGGAUGGAGCAGAGCCGAACGGAGUACCGCGGAGCUCUUCUCUGGAUGAAGGACAUUUCUCAGGAGCUGGACCCCGACACACACAAGCAGAUGGAGAAGUUCCGGAAGGUGCAGGCUGAGGUCCGCUCCACCAAAAGCAGCUUUGACAAACUGAAGAAUGACGUGUGUCAGAAGGUGGACCUGCUGGGAGCCAGUCGCUGCAACCUGCUGUCUCAUGUCCUCACCAGCUACCAGACCACCCUGCUGUACUCGUGGGAGAAGACCUCUCACACCAUGGCAGCCAUCCAUGAGAGCUUCCGGGCCGCUCCUCACCAUCGCACCGCCUCACACGACGCGCACUCUGGAGCUCAGGACCAAGACAAGCACGUCAGGAGGAAGAAGCCGAGGAAGAAGCCCAGACCCCAGGCAGGAGAGUCGCCGGACCAGCCACUCGUGUCCCUGGAAGACAGCGGCCUGAGAGACGGGUCUCAGGUCUCGGGCAGCCUCUCUGGUCCGGGCGACGCUGAGCAGCAGCAGGAGGAUCUGCUGAAGGAGAUUCUGGGAGGUUUGUCUCCGGAGGACGACCUCUUCUCUCAGUGGACUCUGGGAGAGGAUACUGAGACACGUGACUCCUUCUUCCUGCCCUCUCAGCUGCUGGACCAGAGCCUGGGUCAGCUGGAGGUUCCUCCGCCAGCGGGCUCCAGUCUGGUUCCAGAACCGGUGGCUGUGGCGCCAGAGUCUUCGUCUGGACCGGAUCAGCAGAAGCAUCAGGUCAAAGAAGCUUCUAGAGAUCUCUCCGCCUGGUUCAACCUGUUCGCCGACCUGGACCCGCUCGCAAACCCCGACGCGCUGGGACGAACCGACUCAGAGCUUCACAAUGCCUGAGUGGUGGGUCCGACUGAAGCAGCAUCACAUGACCGUCUGACCAAGGCAUGACUCAUCGUCAGUUACUGUCCUCCUCAAGAUCUCCACAGCCAUGAGGUCACCGUCAGUGAGUCAGACAAGAGUAGUGACGCUGGCAUGACGACAAUCGACUGAUGAUCAGAGGCCUUAAACACUCAACCCCCUUCAUCAUCAUCGUCAUCACUGUCAGGAAACGUUGACAAAUAAACUCAU
Synchiropus splendidus (mandarinfish) is the source of this 3356-nucleotide messenger RNA. It is a transcript of the gene ica1, whose product is annotated as islet cell autoantigen 1. Bases 1740 to 3125 code for a protein of 461 amino acids. The record is from RefSeq and is a predicted model, not a curated record. Lineage: Eukaryota; Metazoa; Chordata; Actinopteri; Syngnathiformes; Callionymidae. Gene Ontology annotation, molecular function: protein domain specific binding. Gene Ontology annotation, cellular component: Golgi apparatus. The transcript is spliced from 11 exons. Gene Ontology annotation, biological process: regulation of transport.